UACGGAGUUCUGGGGCAAGGCGGCAGCUUGAUGCGGUAAAUAUUGGGAGAGAUCACAUUGAAGAGUUACACAGGAGAAGAGCAUCAACUCAGAGAUAUACUAUUCCUGCCAAGGCGCCCCCUGCAGUCUGCAGAUGAAUCCCGAGCAGCCGCCUCCGUACCCGGGCCCCGGCCCCAGCGCCCCGGGAUACCCCCCCCAGGGCUACCCCCCUCCCAACAUGAUGCAGCCCAACCCUGGCUUCCCCGCCUACCCCAACUACCCCCAAGGGCCCGGAGGCCCCUACCCGGGCCCGGGACAGCCGCCCUACCAGGGGUACCCACAGGCACAGUACGGAUGGCAGAACGGUCCCCCACCAGGACCCAUGUAUGGGGAGGCUCCAAAAAAUACAGUGUACGUGGUGGAGGAGAGAAGACGAGAUGACACGGGGGACACCUGCCUCACCGCCUGCUGGACAGCGCUCUGUUGCUGCUGCCUUUGGGACAUGCUUACCUAGCGCCCCUCUCUCUACACGGCCCUCCCCACCAACCCCCACCAACCCCCAUCAACCCCCACCGACCCCAUGCCGCCGUAGCCACCCCACUCCUGACGUGUCUUCAGUGGGAACAGAAGUUCUGUAGCGCUCUGCCCAUUGAACACGUCCCUUCCCCGUGAACCCCGCCCACAGCCCCACCCAUAACCCCGCCCACAGCUCUGAAGGACACUGCGCUCUAAUGAGGUGCACUGUCUCCGCCCACACCGAUGCUGUGAAUGUUUGAAUGUUGCACAACAGCAGUGGGUGUGGCCGUCUGCUUUUAAAUGAACUGAUGUAUGUCCUUUAAAUUAAAUGCAUUUUAAUCAGUUUGUUAAAUAAAUUGCAUUUCUAAAGGUACGGAAAUUAUUUCUGUUCAUGUUAAUGUAUGUUUUCCUAGAAAAGUCAACAAACCUUAUUUUUCUGUUGAUUUUACAUAGGCCUAAAUAGAAAAAAAACUGGAGCUCUUCUUUUAAUACUUACAUUCCUAG
Messenger RNA from Megalops cyprinoides (Indo-Pacific tarpon), 999 nucleotides. Its product is annotated as cysteine-rich and transmembrane domain-containing protein 1-like. The record is from RefSeq and is a predicted model, not a curated record. Gene Ontology annotation, cellular component: extracellular exosome. The transcript is spliced from 3 exons. NCBI's taxonomy places the organism in Eukaryota, Metazoa, Chordata, Actinopteri, Elopiformes, Megalopidae. The coding region runs from base 134 to 493 and encodes 119 amino acids.